Messenger RNA from Ochlerotatus camptorhynchus, 1421 nucleotides. RefSeq names its product synaptopodin 2-like protein. The coding region runs from base 203 to 1120 and encodes 305 amino acids. Gene Ontology annotation, molecular function: muscle alpha-actinin binding; actin binding. Gene Ontology annotation, cellular component: stress fiber; adherens junction; filamentous actin. Gene Ontology annotation, biological process: muscle structure development; actin cytoskeleton organization. The transcript has 4 exons. The record is from RefSeq and is a predicted model, not a curated record. NCBI's taxonomy places the organism in Eukaryota, Metazoa, Arthropoda, Insecta, Diptera, Culicidae.
GGAGUCGGUUCUUUUUCAUUUUCCUGGUGAAAGUUUCAACGGAAGUGCGCUUCCAGAAGCAGGGGUCGUUGGACUUUACUCGAGUGUGUAGAUUCGGUGUUCCUAAAGAUCGCAACAUUUGAAGACUCAUAAUCCGCGGAAAAGAUCAUUGCACCGGUAAACUAGGACACGGGAAUACGUAAUCGCAUUCAUCUGUGUGAAAAUGCCCGAAUUUGUGAUCGAAAAACGCAAUAUUCCAGUGCUGACGAUCGCUUCCAACAGUAGUGGCGGUGCAGGUGGUAGCAGCAGCAGCAGCUGCAGCGGCAGCCAUGGGAGCGGUGAAAAUGCGCUCGGAUUCCGGAUUACCGGUGGAGCCGAUUUCGAAAUGCCAAUUACGGUGUUUCAGGUCAAGGAGGGCAGCCCGGCGGCAAAGGCUGGACUGAAGCUGGGCGAUGAGAUCGUCACGAUCAACGGAGCCGAUGCGUCGGCGAUGCGCCUGGCCACGGCCGAAUCCGUCAUCAAGCAAGCCGGCGAGCAGCUGCACCUGGUGGUGACCAAGGAAGACGAGGAAGCGGUCAAAAAGCCGCAGGACCCGGAAAAUCCGGAGAUGCCGGAGAAACCGAAAGAAACCCGCGAAAUCAAGUUCGCCGAUAAUGAAGACGCCAGGGAUGAAGUCACUAACCCGUCCGCUCCCAAGCACAAGUCAAACGAAGGACGUGAAGAUUGGAUCCAACCACCGGAGCGUAAGGUGUGGCAUCCGAUCGUAUGGCAGCAGCCUCCACCACCGAUUCCACCGGAUGUAUACGGCAAGGAUGCUCCCCAUCAGCGGCUGAUCGCCAACAUCCGCCGGCUGCUGAUUGAGACGGCCAAGAAACCGGAGGAACGUCAGAAAUACAUCGAUCACAUGAUGCUGUCGCUGCCGACCGGACCGAGACCACGCAACGACUUCGACGACUGGGACGAGGAACCGCAACCGGAACCGCAACCGAAGCCGAAGAAGAAGAAGAAGGCCAAGAAGGGCAAGAAGAAGGUGUCGUUCCAGAAGCGCACCGAGAGCGAAACGUCCGAGGAAGAGUCGCUGUCGCAGGGCCUGAUGUCCACUCCGGCGGCUGCCGCGGAUCCGAUCCCGGAUGAAGCUUGAGCGCAAACGAAUCUGUCAAACUAGGAUGUACUUACUUUUAACUUGUAGCUAAAACACUAACACAUGUACUCUUACCAAAGAUGGAAAAGGCUAAUUUUAUACACACGCAUACACUUACAAUUUUUACAAGUAUAUAGGGAAGAUCGACGGAAGCGGAAGCAGCGGGAGGGUUUUGUUGCACACACACAAACACACCUGUGUUUUGAAUCGAGAUGACUUACAACGUAGUUUGCGAAAUGUUAUUAACUUUUGCUAUAACCGAACCGAAUAAAACAGAAACGUUGUUUUUUUUUCAAAAAAA